This is a messenger RNA of Laccaria bicolor S238N-H82, 1893 nucleotides long. RefSeq lists its product as uncharacterized. NCBI's taxonomy places the organism in Eukaryota, Fungi, Basidiomycota, Agaricomycetes, Agaricales, Hydnangiaceae. The record is from RefSeq and is a predicted model, not a curated record. The coding region runs from base 1 to 1893 and encodes 630 amino acids. The transcript is spliced from 2 exons.
AUGGCGUCCUCAAGUGCAGGCCCUCCAAACCCAAUCCCUGACGUUUCCCAAUUCCAAGAGUCUCAGCCCAUCAUUGACGAGGAUUUCAACCCAUACCAUUCUGCACAUAUAGAGGCUGGUGUGAACUGGACUACUGAUAAAGCAGAAUACCCACCAACGCCCUUCCUACCCUACUACCCCCGAAACACAGGCCAAGCAGAGCCAUUUCUCCAUGGCGCUACACGCCACAUGCCUCAGGAUGGCAAGUACCUGGGCUUGGCGUGUCUAUACCUGAUGAGCUGUGUCGCGGUCGUUUGGUGGAUGAUGAUCGGCGGACCGAAGCUAGUCCCACACCAGGAUACGCGCAUCACCAACAUCAUCAUAUCCAUCGCGUCAAAGGGUGCGCUCGGACUCGGACUCUGGAUUGUGACGUUGCGUCUGCGUGUGCAGUGGACGCACAUAUUGGUUUCAGAAGAGCGCGUGCAGCUCCGCUCUUUACUCGCCGCAUGCGGCAAGGAGGGAAGUUUCUCGCGCAUUCGCCACAUCCACACUUCACCCACGCGCGGGAUAGCGCUUACUGCUGCGAUUGGUGCAGUCGUGACUAUUCUCAUGACGUCGACAUCUGCUGGAUUCAAGUAUAUUGUUCUACCGGGAACCGCUAUCCAGGAAUAUUCAGGCCCCGAUUUCGUGUCCAUAUGUAACUAUUCGCUGUUGAAUUCCACUACGGGUUAUUUCUGCACUGGCACCGCCAAUGCUGUGACCGUAAACACAGAAUGGAAUUACAUUGACCUCGUCAGCAGCGGAGAUGGAGGCAAUGUAGUACGCUCCAACAGAACCUCAAGCACCAUGUCUGCAAACGUGACACUCACAUCCGCCCCCGCCAACUUACGCCUUCCCACUAAUCCAACCCCACCAUGGGCGGCGAUCGAUGUGAGUUGUAGAAACGUCGCGCUAUCAUUGUCAGUGCUUGGUAAUGGCUCUUCAACCACCAAUGUCCUGUUCGUCGACAACCGGCAAUUGGACACACUCACAGUCGCUGAAAUGCCAUCGUGGUCUUCUCAGGUGCAGCUGUAUCAACAAGUCAAUGACACAGGACCGGCUAGCAGCCUCUGCCCCUGGUACAUAGUGAUGCUCGCGAGGGACCUGGACGAUGGCGGCGCAAACAUGCAGGGGUUGUCCGGAAGCGCCGUCACCUAUCUUGGCAACUCAUUCCUCGAUCUGCAUGGUUACAGUGCCCCAGUUCUCCAAGGUAUCCUGGGGGCAGCUGCCUACUGCAACUUCUCUGGGUCAACGGGAGGCACCUGGCCUUCUGUAACGUGGCCUGCUCGCACGACGGCCAAUGUCGUGAUAGGCAAGGGACCAUACAACGGUGUCAUCGAUAUCAGCACAGUUUUCUUGAAUUAUGGACCCUCAUGGCAAUACAAUCCCGUUUCCGCCAACUCGCUCCCUGGAGGCUCAGUUUCCUAUAUCGCGAAUGUGACCACAGCGGCGGAUAAUUUCGGGGACUUCAUCGCCAUGUACAUGCGGAACCAGUGGGCGCUGAUGAUGUACACAAAUAAUUUCAUUGGAGGAUUCGUCACCAAUACUCCGUACCGCAUCAAGACACAACCGCAACUGUAUAUCCAGGCGACAAAGAUACUUGUCGCGCCUGCUUUGGCAUUGGGUGUGUGUGUUCUUUGUGCAUUUGUUUGCAUGUCUACAAUGUUGACGUUGGGAGCUCGGUAUGACCUCGUGGAUAUAGCUCCGUGGUGGUUGAUGAAGGCAACUGGUGUGGCUCACGGUAUGGAACUUGGACGCGAAACGAACAAAUUGGCGUUUGAGACUUGGUCUAAUACUGUAGGAUGUGUGUACGAUGGGGUGUCUGAUGCUGGGACUAGACAGUUGAGGGUCACGCCACGUCCGCUGUCUGAGUAG